CCACAUCAACCAUACAUGCCAGAACAAGCACAAACACGCUCAGCACCACCUGUUGGCCCUCCACCAAGUUACUUUCGAGUGUUGAACAAGACUUAUCCUCAUUCUUUAAGACCGGUUCUACUCUUUGCAUGCUUUAUCUCUUUGUGCUAUCUGGUCUUAUUGGGUAUUCAAGAUUUCAAAACAGCAGGCCAAUCAGGUGUAUCAGGCAAAUACAAAUUGUUUACCAUCGUACAAGGAGUCUUGUACAUGGCAGCUGCAGGUAUUGAAGUAUUUGGCUUGGUUUCAACAUAUAGCCAAAAGCUACCACUUGCACGAUCAUAUUCUUUCCUAUCUUUGAUCGGAUUUGGAGCAGUUGUGACAUCUCAGGUGAUUGGUGUGAUUGUCAUAUUUGCCUACAAGAGCGAAGUUAUCUCAACUUGUGCAAGCUAUUAUACCGGCGCUGAGAAUGUAGACAAUGCUGGCUGGUUCUGGUCUGAUAACAAUAAUAACACACCAAUGUCAGCAAGUGAUGCAAACGCAUAUUGCAACACACUCUGGUCCAGAUCACGAACGUGGGAAAUAAUAUGGUUGCUCGUUACUGCUAUCCUUGGUGCAAUCUUUUGCCUCUUCGCUUUCGCUUAUGCAAGACAGCUCUCAGAUCCAAAUAGCGUUCGUAGUAAACUUCCUGCAAGCUCGCAAUUCGCACAGCAACAGCAAUAUGGAAAUUGGCAAGGAGGCGCAGGUAUGCCAUACGAUCCCGAAGCACAACACAGUUAUCCUCCUGCACCGAUGCAACCCAAUACAUAUGCUCCUCCUGCUGGCGCUCCACCGCCUCCAGAAUACAAAGUACGGCCAUCGAUGGAUGAUGUUGACUUUGAUGCAAAGACGCCAGUAGGUGAAGAGUACGGAUAUGGUUUU
This is a messenger RNA of Meira miltonrushii, 897 nucleotides long. RefSeq lists its product as uncharacterized. The transcript has a single exon. NCBI's taxonomy places the organism in Eukaryota, Fungi, Basidiomycota, Exobasidiomycetes, Exobasidiales, Brachybasidiaceae. The record is from RefSeq and is a predicted model, not a curated record. The annotation marks the transcript as partial.